This is a messenger RNA of Corticium candelabrum, 1116 nucleotides long. RefSeq lists its product as uncharacterized. The record is from RefSeq and is a predicted model, not a curated record. The transcript has a single exon. The coding region runs from base 27 to 929 and encodes 300 amino acids. NCBI's taxonomy places the organism in Eukaryota, Metazoa, Porifera, Homoscleromorpha, Homosclerophorida, Plakinidae.
GAAGCCAAACAUUAUAAUACAACUAAAUGGAGCGACUCAGGAAACGCAGUGAUUUUGCUAAUUCUGUAGCAAAACUGACAGACCGUUAUCUUCUUGUCCAAGCUCAGCGCCAAUCUCUAAAGCCAUCUGAAUUUGUGCAAGUUAUGCAGUCUACUGAUUGGUGCAGCAGACAGUCGUUUGACGCACCAUUUGAGGUUCUGAGUGAAAUGCUAGAUGUCAUACAGAUAAAUGAAGGUGACAUUGUAGAAAUGGUUGUAAAAGUUGACUUUACAAAAUUGAGUCAAGACAUGCUAGAGAAAGCAGCAGCUAAUAGCAAAGUGCCAAGAGAUGUCAUCAUGAUGGCUGCAGUCAAAGUUUGUUCCAUAGUACGCUCUCAGAUUGACAUGCUACGCUCUCACAUUACAUCUCAGGUGCUCUCAAAGGAAAGAGGGGAAAGGAAGUCGUUGAAUGGUGAGAGUGGGCGCUUGAAGGAGGAAAAGAAGGAAUUAGAGUCUCAAAAUCAAACAGAAAGAGAAGAUAAUAAGAUGGAAUGGUUUGAAACGAUCAUUGGCAUUUGGACUUCGCGCAGCAGUGGAAAGCUGUUUUCUCUACAACAAAAGCCAGAGUAUUUUACACAAAAUCUAGAAAUUACUGCUCUUCCUACUUGCCGAAUGUUUGAAAGUCCAAGGGGAAGGUUUAGUUUGUGUAUUCAAAGAUCUAUUGAGUGUAUGGCAUUUUCUUCUCCUCCUGUUCUACCAAUUGACGCUGUCUUCCCGUCUUUCUCAGUUUAUGAAACUACGUUAGAAAAGGUCUACUGCGUGUCUCUUUCUUCUGCACUUUCACAUUGUCCGUUCAUUGUCGUCAAUGCGACAAGAGACGAGCUGUGGACACCCGGGCUAAUUGAUAACAAGAUCGAUUUGCAAAUAUUUGAUCUCUGGAAGCGUUCGUAAGCUUUGCUAGAAACUGAAAAGUAACAGAAAAACUACGUUAACGUUUCUUAUUUUAUUAGCCUCAAUAUAUGAUUGUUGUUAAGCACUUUGCUCUACAAUUUUAGCGACUAGAACAUAGAAUAUAAGUGAACAAUUUUUUGGAGUGUGCAUGAAGCAUUAGUUGCCUCAAUUUAGUAGAUACAGUUUG